AACUGAAAUAUUUGAAAUCUUUGUCUUGAAUAAUGGAGCUAGUAAAUCAGCAAAAGUUUGCAGAUGACAGUAUGAUAUCACAUCAUCCGAAAGUGGUGUCAUCUGAUGCGUCGUCUUGUCAAGACAAAUCAGAGCUUAAUGCCACAUCAAAUUACCAGACAAGGUGCAAUAUACAUGAAAUGAAGAAUGAAAAUGCACUGCAUCAGAACAGUGUUUGCUUAGCAGAAAAUCAAGCAGAUAUGGUACAAUAUAAACAUGUUUCCAACCAGAAAGAUGUUGAAACUGCUGUUACCUUAGUUCUUGAUGAAUUGUUGGAGAAGAUAACACACAAAUCUACAGAUAAUGAUAUGAUACCUAAUAUGAUUAUAGAUGACAUCCUAACCAAUAGCAUAACACAAAUUCCAUUCAAAACACAGGAUAAAACCACAAAUGUCCAAGAACAAGAUGAGCUGGAAAAUAGGAUUUCAAAUAAUUCAAGCAUAUUUGAGCAAAUUCUAUUUGAAAGGAAGGAUGAAAACUCAAACAAGCAAGAACCAGAUGAGGAGAUGAAUGUUGUGAACGAAUCUAACAAAGAAAAAAUUCUUGUUGAGAAAGACAAAAAAAACUCAAAUAUACUUGAACAGGAUAAGAUGGAACUCAAUAAUCUGAAUGAAUCAAUUGUUUCAGAUGUAAACAACUCCACACAAAGUUUUGAAUCCAACAAUCUAAAUGAGUCAAUUCGAUCAGAGGAAAUUCCUUCUGAAAGAGACGAUAGAAACACAAAUGUACCAGAUAAAAUGGAAAUCUGUGAUCUAAAUGAAUCGAUUAGUUCAGCUAUAGACAGUUCCACAUCUAGCUCUGAAGCACAAAUGCGUACUGAAAAAGAUGGAAAAUGUAAUGAGGACUACACUAUAUCGAAAAGAUCCUCCAUAAAAAAGCAGAAGUCCCCAGAACGUAUUACCAUCCAGGAAAUACCUGACCAACACUUGACAAAUAAAACCUUGCUAUUUUCUCAAGUAAAGAGAUUGAGGCGAGGCAUAACAGAAAAACGAGAGAUUUUGCGUAAACUUAGACUCGCUAGGCUGUAUAAAACGAAAGAGAAUGCAGAGCUGGAUGAACUGACACAAAAAUGGACAAGUGCAUCACAGAAAAUCAUACUAGAACUCGUCAAUUAUAUAGAACAAACGCCUAAACCCACAAUUGGUGCUUUGUUGCAAUAUUAUAAUAUCGAUGAGAAACAAAUUCAAUAUGACAAGGUGAAAGAUGCUUUUUACUCAGUAGAUGAUGAUCGCAGCUGUUCAUUUUAGUAGAAGCUUCGAUCCAUUGUGGGAAUAAAUGUUGGGGGCUCUUGUGCUUGAAUUAUAUUUAUAGUGAAUACUGUGCAACCAUGACUUCCCACUAUGUUCUCAUUAAGCCCUUCUUCGUUUCGUGAUUUUACUGUACUUUUUUUCCACUGCGAGGCACCUUCGCACUCAUAAUUUCCUUAGUGAUUUUACUGUACUUUUUUUUCCACUGCGAGACACCUUCGCACACAUAAUUUCCUUGGAGUUUCCUUGGAGUCCUCGUUUUUCUCCCCAUGAUUUUACUGUAUUAUCAGUCACUAUCGUUUCACUUCACCCAUUGCCCCUUUAUCAAUCUUACUCCUUCUUACUUGUUUUUUUGUUUAAAUUUUAUUGAAAUAUGGAAAAUAUUAUACAAGACAAAAAC
This is a messenger RNA of Styela clava, 1686 nucleotides long. NCBI's taxonomy places the organism in Eukaryota, Metazoa, Chordata, Ascidiacea, Stolidobranchia, Styelidae. The record is from RefSeq and is a predicted model, not a curated record.